UGUACAUUGUUGGGGCAUCAGUAGGCGCAGUACAAUAGCUUAGGCUUAAUUGUUAAGAAAUAUGGGAUCAGAACGAGCAUUAGGCUUUGAGAGCUUUGGUGAUGAUCAAUAUUCACUAGUCAACGUUCAGGAGCUCACCAGAGAGCCACUGAUUGCAGUACCACAUCGCUAUGUGCGUGUGGACGAUCAUCAUCAUCAUCAUCUACAAUCACCUCCGACUGAUCAUCAUCUCCUUGGCAUGGAAACCAGUAUCCCCACCAUUGACAUGAGUAAAUUAGUCAAACCUGAAGCCAUGGAUAUUGAUGAACUUGAAAAGUUGCAUUUAACUUGCAAAGAAUGGGGCAUCUUCCAGUUGGUGAAUCAUGGAAUCAAGAAUCAAUUGCUAGAGAAGCUGAAAAAUGAGACUGAAGCUUGGUUUAAGCUUCCCUUCGAAGAGAAAAUGAAAUACCACAUAAAGCCCGGUGAGGUUGAAGGCUAUGGAGCCGUCGUCGAGAACGAUGACAAAAAACUCGAUUGGGGUGAUAGGUUCUACAUGAUUAUCAACCCUAUUAAUCGAAGAAAGCCUAACCUCUUCCCAGAGCUCCCUUCAUCCCUUAGGAACACCUUAGAGUGUUAUUUCCAAGAGUUGAACAAGCUUGCCAUGAGACUUCUGAAACUGCUAGGUCAAGCCCUGAAAAUCGAAGAGAAAGUGAUAGAAGAAUUGCUGGAAGAUGGAAUGCAAUCGGUGAGGAUGACAUAUUAUCCACCAUGCCCAAAUCCAGAUCUUGUAGUUGGCCUAAGACCUCAUUCAGACGCCACAGCCAUCACCAUCCUUAACCAACUCAAUGGAGUUGAUGGCUUCCAGAUUAAAAGGAAUGGACUCUGGACUCCAGUCAAAUUCCUUGAAAAUGCUUUUGCAGUGAACGUGGGGGACAUUCUUGAGAUUAUGAGCAAUGGUAUGUAUGAAAGCUUGGAGCAUAGGGUAACGGUAAAUUCAAGCAAAGAAAGGAUAUCGGUUGCUAUGUUCUUCAACCCAAAAUUUGAGGCAGAGAUUGGACCAGUGGCCAGUUUGAUUAACGCACAAAAUCCACCUUUGUUUAAAAGAAUCGGAAUGGAAAAAUACGCUCAGGAUUACUUCUCCCGCCGUAGGCUCGACGGAAAGUCAUACUUGGAGAAAAUGAGGAUUAAAAAAGAAUAAAAAGCAACUAAUAUAUGCUACUAUACAGCUUGCAUGCGCUUGAUAAGAAAAGCAUAUAUAUAUAUUACUAUUUAUAUAUAUGGUGUGUGGUUUGCAUUAUAUAAAGUCAUGUAAUAUAAAUAAAUGGAGAUAGAGAUAAGGAAAAUCCCAAAUGGCUAUAGCUUGACUAAGUUCAGAUCCGCCAUAUGUGGACAAGCCAUUUAUAUGUAUACAGUUCAUGUUUAAGUGUGGUUGUUAUAUAUAUAUAUAUAUAUAUAUAUAUGGUCAAGUCGAUGUCUAGCUAGCUACUUAAUUUGUUGUUAAAACUUCAAGGUUGCGCAUGUGGUAGAAUUUGAUGUGGAUACGCAUCUUCAUCAUACUUUUUAUAAA
This is a messenger RNA of Ziziphus jujuba (common jujube), 1546 nucleotides long. RefSeq names its product protein SRG1. Lineage: Eukaryota; Viridiplantae; Streptophyta; Magnoliopsida; Rosales; Rhamnaceae. The coding region runs from base 62 to 1177 and encodes 371 amino acids. The record is from RefSeq and is a predicted model, not a curated record. The transcript is spliced from 4 exons.